CAAUCUUCUGAAGUCUAGCACUCAUGGCAAGGCGCUGCCGUGGUCUUCAGCAGGAGCUGGGAGACCUCAGCCAGUUCCAGCUGGCCACUCCCUCGGGGCCGUCUCCCAGCUUUCCCGUGAUCCUCACUUAGCUGGCAAUCACAGAGCUCUGUGACAGCCUUCCUUACCCUGUGCUGCUCCCAGGCCAGCAGGAGACUGUGUUCCAGCACGCACAAGGUAUGGUGCCUCUUCCUGGGUUUGAUUUUCUGCUGAUGGAGCUGCUGGGUUUGAAUACCAUGCCCUGUGUGCGUUUCCACACGUAUGGGUGGGCCGCACAGACGCCAGACAGGAGCACCCCUCAGUCUGUUGCGAGUUGUCUUUGUGAGUCUUCAUUAAAGCCUGGCAGAUGAAGACAACCACUUCUCAUGGCCUGGCCUGGUGACAGGGGUGUCCAGUAGCUAUCAGAACAGUUGUAUGAGGCUCUACACACCCUGCAGAGCGGUAGUGUCCCAUCCCCUGGACACCAGAAGACUAUGUUUGCCCGUGUUGAUGCCAUCGUUGUGAGAGAAAGCCUGGGGAGAAGUCCUGAGCUCCCAGGUGACGGCAGAUGUCAUCCCGGGAAAGGAGACGGGAUGGGGAUCGAGGUGUUGUACUCAAGGACCCUGACUGCCAGUUUCUCUCCCCACAUAUAUUUAAUACUCCCCCUGACAUUUGGGAUUCUGCAGAGAAAAGUGGACAGCCGCCCAUUUCAGUUGCGCAGACAGGCUCCUAGCAGGGUAGCAAGGAGAGAACAGGUUCUUGAAAUGAUGGCGGCAACCACACAGGUCCCCUGUUGUCCGUAGAGAGAAGAAGCAUGUCUUCAGAUGAGUGGUCAGCAGCUGAGGAUGAAGGCCAACUGUCCCGUCUCCUCAGGAAAUCAAGAGACUCCCCCUUCGUCCCUGUGGGGGUGGCCGGCUCUGUGGCUGUGCUCUCCUACGGUCUUUACAAGUUAAAGUCCAGAAGAGAGGAGAAGAUGUCCCUUCGUCUCAUCCACGUGCGGAUUGCCGCCCAAGGGUGCGCUGUGGGAGCUGUGACCCUAGGUGUUCUCUAUUCUAUGUAUAAGGAUUACAUCAGACCUCGGUUCUUCAAUGUAUCCAAAAAAUAAAGCCAGAAGCUGGAAGCAAGGAAGAAAGAUCCUUCUGCGUGCUGAUCAUUAGAACAAAGGGAUCUCACUGUGUUCUAAUCACACUGUAGGAUGCCUCACAGAAUUCUCAUAAAGUCUGUGCUCAUG
This is a messenger RNA of Peromyscus leucopus (white-footed mouse), 1249 nucleotides long. It is a transcript of the gene Higd1c, whose product is annotated as HIG1 hypoxia inducible domain family member 1C. Gene Ontology annotation, cellular component: mitochondrion. Bases 833 to 1123 code for a protein of 96 amino acids. Gene Ontology annotation, biological process: mitochondrial respirasome assembly. The record is from RefSeq and is a predicted model, not a curated record. The transcript is spliced from 3 exons. NCBI's taxonomy places the organism in Eukaryota, Metazoa, Chordata, Mammalia, Rodentia, Cricetidae.